AAACCGAAUGGUAUCUAGAAUCAACAAAAAUGGCGGUGAUUAAGAAGAGAUUUAUACUGUUAAUUUAUAUUUUGUCAAAUAUCUAUUGCAUUCAAGCCCAACUAUCCCAACUACCCCCUAUACCGCUUGUAGAUCCUUCUAAUUGCAACACAGUGGGUACAGUCAGGCAAUACUUUGAUACGACACGACUGGAAUGCGUAGAUUGUUCACAAGAUGAGAACUUCCAAGUCACAAGCCCGGAUGGCUUUUCCUGUAUUUGUAAACUUGGCUUCAAAUACAAGCAAAGUUUUGGUGGAAAUGUCACAUGUGAAGCUUGCCCAGCAGGUCAGGUUGCUUCAUCUACUGGCUACAAUUGUCUGAAAUGUCCAGCAGGAGUGGACACAACAACUAAUACAUGUGCUUCUUGUAAUGGAACGUUAGAGAUAAGCCCUGAACGUCAGCUACUGGGACAAUGGUAUACAGAACAAGGUACCCAGGUCAACACAAUCAGCUGUCAGCAAUGUUCAGAUGGGACCCAGCCAAGUGCUGAUAAAACAAGAUGUGAAAAAUGUACAAAUGUUUUACCAGUGUCUGGAGAUAAUAGCUGCAAUUGUCCAACAAGCACAAAUGAAUUUACUGGAGGAUUUUGUAUACCUAAAUCAUAUUUGGGAAAUAUUGCUGAAAGUGACAGUUUGUAUCAGAUACCAAGAACUGUGGACCAAGUAUCAGAGUUUCUACGCUACAACUUGAAGGCAUCAUAUGCUUUGUGUAACGUUAACAGGAACCAAACAGCUUGUAACGUUCUAGCAAACAUGUGUGUUCUCACUCUGUAUGAAUAUAGAAACAAAGACUUCCAAAGCAGUGACCUCAAUAAUGCUUGUGAAGUAUAUUUAAGUGCUUGGGUUCAAGCAGGUUCAUUGAAGUAUGUUCCUACACUGUAUUAUGCCCAGAUUAGUGUGAUUGGGCUUCUCCCAAUGCAAGGAGAUGAUGUUCUUCAGAACGAUUUUCUCCAGACACAGUAUACAUUCAGUCCAGUGUCCAGACUCGAGUACAGGUUGGUCAGGUACAACAUACAUGGUGAAUAUCUUGGACUGAGCACAGUUCAGAACGGGCGUAUACAACUGUGUGCUGACACUACUGAUAAACAGAAUGCAGCUUUUGUGUUUGGUACAACGUAUUCCCAGUCUUGUAAAAUAGCUGCAAUUAAUCUAUGGGAUCAGAGCAUGUACCCAGCAGAGUUCUAUGAUUUAUAUUUAGAAAUUAAUCAGAAUGAUGUUAAACAGUUGUAUCCGACACCAGUGAACAUUCUUAAUUACCGAAGCCUUGAUCAAAGUUCGAGUGAAAUUAACAGAGGAGAGCAAAAAGACAUGGAGUUGUUUAGAAGGUUUUUUCUUGUAGAUAAUAUUGGAACGAUUUCUGCUGCAGGUGAUCAAGCACAGAUGGUGAGAUAUGCGAAGAGUAUACGUAUAGAUGUACAGCUUCAGACAGAUACUACACAGGGUAUAAUCUACCCUCCGGCUCUACAGAUAGAGUAUGGCACUGUGUCACUGGCAGAUGCUCAAGCUGGAGGAGAAGUUGACGUUUCAUUUACGGUAGAUUACUCGUACUCAGACACUAGCUACCGCAGAGAUUUUCAGAUUGCUGUUGGAACCCUCAGUACUUUAGGAGUGAUUUAUGCUGGAUACCGUUCCUGGGUGUGGUCAAAGCGAUCUGGACGACCAAGUAUUGACUUUCCAACCAUUGCCAACUUCUUCUUCUUCUGUGCUGGUACCUUGGCCAAUGUUUUCUUUGUCAUUACAUUUGGAAUGGCUUUCUAUUGGUUCAUUUUCUUCAAGAGACAGAGUGUUGUUUACCUGGUACAUCCAACAGACAAACAGUUACGAGACUGGUUGGGUCUGUUUGGGGCGGCAUUUGCCCUAAAGUUCCUUGAGGUGGCUCAUAUGAUAUUCAUGCAGUGUAGCAUAGAUGUGUUUUUUAUUGACUGGGAGAGAUCUCGAGGUGUAGUCAGUAACUCAGCUGAAACUACAAAAACAAAAGAGGUACCAGUGUCAAUAUGGAGGACAUAUUUUGUUGCCAAUGAAUGGAAUGAAAUCCAAGCUGUUCGCAAGAUCAAUAAGACAUUUCAAGUUUGGGCUGCUGUAUUCUUCCUUGUUGUUGUUGGUUUCGAGAACACAGCAACAAAAGAUCCAGAUGGGAGUGUAACAAAAGAUAGUAAUGCGUACAAGGCAGAAUACAGCCGUGUAUACAGAUAUGCUGUUGCAGUGCUUGUAUAUGUAGUUAUAGGUGUGUUACAGUGGAUCUUCUUCACGUUUAUCUACGAGAGAUUCUUUGAGGAUAAGGUGCGUCAGUUUGUGGACCUUUGUUCUAUGAGCAACAUCAGUGUAUUUGUGAUGGCACAUGCUCAGUAUGGUCACUAUAUACAUGGAAGAUCUGUGCAUGGGAAAGCUGAUACCAACAUGAAAGAGAUGGCAGAACUCAUGAAAAAGGAAGAGGAGGAUAUGUGUGGUCAGAGAGGGCUGUUACCAAACACAGAACAACAGACAUUUGUGAUGGCAUUACCAAAAAGGUUGAGGCUCAGAUAUGAGGCUGUACUCCUACCUGCUCAACUUGAGAGUGCAGCAGCAGCAACCAGAGCUGAAGCAGGUCGAGGAGGAAGAUUAUCUGGGUCAGCCAUGGAAAAACAAGUGGAAGCAUAUGCUACUAUAAAUAGAUUCUUUUCAGCAUUCAUUGACAGAUCAUUGAGAGAUAUAGACUAUGUGAUUAAAGACAAGACAUUCCUAGAGAGCAUCAUGGAUACAGAGUUUGAUGAUACAUCAGAAACGGGGGUUUUCUAUAAUGAUGAUGGUCAUUCGUUUGACAAAGUGUUGUUCUAUGGCCAUGAGAUGACGUUGUUACUGUUUGAUGUUCUCACAUUCUGUAUCAGUGAUCUCAUCUUCACAAAUUAUGUAAUUGCUGGUGUCAUAACAUACCUUCUGUCUGAGAUGAUGUGUAUUGGCAGAGAUGGAGGUGGACGCAAAAAUCUUAGCAAAAAAACUCUGGUGGAUGAGCGGUUCCUGAUCUAAACAUAUUAGUUUUGAUUUUACUGCAAGUUUACUUCACAAUGUGUAUGUACUGCUCGAGACGGUGGUGGCCAGAAAAACUUAGCCAAGAAGACACUUGUUGAUGAACGUUUCCUUAUUUAGAAAUAUAUAGCAUAGUAUAAAUACGUAGCGCUUCAGACUUGACAAGUGCAGUGCAGACCUGUAUCUUUAUUAGGAAAAGACCAAGACCCUGUUCCUUAAAAUAUGAAAAUAAUUAAGCUGGAAUCGAACUACUGGCAUAUGCUUGAGAAAGUUUUAAUAUUGUUAUGUGGAUUUGAUACCUCUUAUCUUUAGUUAACAGCGAAUGGAAUUUAGUAUCUGUGGGAUAUGAACUUCCAAAGUGUUUAUUAUAAGAAAAGUGUAUGGUGUGGAUUGAGCUAAGUUGAAACUCAUUUCUUUAUAGUUGUUUGAAAUAAGUGUGAGGAAUCUGUUAACAAAAAUUUCUGAUCAAUACGCAGUUUAACCCUGCAGAGUGCCAAUUUAUGUGUGUGUUUUUUCUUUACCAAAAAAAAAAUGUAAGUACUAGGAAAUCAUUGUUUGUUUGAUUGAUUCACCUUAAUGAGGGAAAACUCUAUUCAACAAACAGAACAAUUUUUUGUAACAGUCAGUAUUGCUCUGACUAUACUGUGUAACUGUUCAAUGACUAGUGACCGUAAAUUAAAUGUACCUGUGAACGAUUAACGAAAAAAUAAGCGAUUUGUGAAAUGAAUUUUAUUAUGUUUAUUUAUAUUAUUUUAUUGGCGCAUAUUAAAAGUGUCUCACUUAUUCACAAUCUUUUUUUUGGAAAGUCUCAAGUCAGUUGUGAAAGCUAUUAUUGUAUUGAAGUGAUGAACAAAAGUAAUGUUUUAGAUGGGUUUAUUAAGUACCAACUUUCUUUUUAUGCUCUCCUUUUUCAUGCACUGUUUUGCUCAUUGCUUGGCAGUUGGUCAAUAGACUGUUACUUUAGGUUUCUGAUCAAUUACUAGUUAAUGCUUAGUCCCACAAUGGUUUAAACUUCAUGAUAUGAUUGCUUGUGGUCAGUACAUGACCCUUAUUGUGUUGUUUUGGGGGUCAGUUGUCAACAUCACAGAAACUUUUAGGCUGAAAAUAAUUUCCACUUAACUAAAUAACAAAUGUGCCUUAUGCUUUUUAACUUCGUAGAAUUCUUGCCUGUAGUCAAUAGAUGAUCCCCUUUUGCUUUUGGGUUCAGUAGGUCCAAGGUUAAAGUGAGCUUGAAACUGAAAAUGGUUCUGAACUGUAUCUGAGGCAGUUUUGGACUUUCAGACAGAGUUUUCAUGGGAUAUUUGCCUGUAGUCACGUUUGGGUCAGUACCUCAAGGGUCACAGUCAUUGAAAACAGUUUCUGAUCAUUUACUGGGGAGAGCUUGGGCCUAUGGCUAUCCAUCUUCAUCGGAUGAAUGCCUGGUGACCCCUGUUGUUUUCUGGUUCAUACAGAACAUCUGAGACAAAAUUCAAGGACUUUUCAAGUACUUUUUUUACAAAAUCUUGAAAUCUUCGUCCUAACAACUUUUAUCAACAGUAGAUGUGGCACUCUGUAUAAAAUAUGACAAAAUGCAGUUAUAGACUGCUACUUAGACCACUGCAAGUGCAUACCGAGGAUUGGUAAGUGACAAAAUACAAUACCGGUAUUUCCUUUCAAAUUUUCUUCCUAUUUUACUUAAUUUUUUUUUUAUUAUUCAUUCUCCACAAAGCUUGUAGCUGACAGAAUAUUUUUCAAAGAGUACUGGGUGAAAUUUGCACAGUUUUUCCAAGUACAAUAAUUAUUGUGAAUGAGUAGCUCAAAGGGUUUUACAGAUAUUGUUGUUACAUGUAUUUUAAUUUUAUCAUAGAACAUAUCAGUUCUUCAUUCCGUCCAGUUUGAAUCAUGUACGUUAUUUGAUGAAGGUUUGUAUAAACAAAGCGUGAUGAUAUUCCUAGUUUGUAUUUAUAUGUUAAAUAACAACUAGAAUAAAAAAAUCUCGAAAGUUUUGUUUUUUUUUUGAAAUGUUUCUGUAAAUAUAAUUCUAUUUAUUUUCAAACAUAUUUUUGUACGUAUGAUAACAAUGAUAUAAUAAAAGUGAAUGUAAGAA
Mercenaria mercenaria is the source of this 5127-nucleotide messenger RNA. RefSeq names its product meckelin-like. NCBI's taxonomy places the organism in Eukaryota, Metazoa, Mollusca, Bivalvia, Venerida, Veneridae. The record is from RefSeq and is a predicted model, not a curated record. The coding region runs from base 30 to 3041 and encodes 1003 amino acids. Gene Ontology annotation, biological process: cilium assembly. Gene Ontology annotation, cellular component: MKS complex; ciliary transition zone. The transcript is spliced from 22 exons.